Messenger RNA from Amyelois transitella, 1587 nucleotides. RefSeq names its product selenoprotein K. Lineage: Eukaryota; Metazoa; Arthropoda; Insecta; Lepidoptera; Pyralidae. The record is from RefSeq and is a predicted model, not a curated record. The transcript is spliced from 4 exons. The coding region runs from base 185 to 451 and encodes 88 amino acids.
GACAAUGACAACAUUGACAUGACAAAAUAAUAUUAACAUUUCGUUUCGAAAUUCGUUCGUGUUCGUAUUUAUUUUCAUGUUUCGUGCACGCAGUCUUACUCAAUUGCCCGUAAUUUACAUAAAAUUUUAAAUUACAACAAUACAUGGUAAUAAAAAUAUUGUGUGAUAAGUUUUAAAAUCAGGGAUGGCGUACGUGAAAGGAGAUGGCACAUUGGUGCAGAAGAAUUCCAGCAUUUUUGGAUGGUUCUGGGCGGUAUUAAACUUUGUGUAUUUGCUGAUUCAAACCUUGAUCAACCCUAAUUAUGGCAAGCAUGGAGACAAAUACGUGAGGGAUUUCAGACCACCUGGCAGUGGGCCUCCAAAACCGCCCACGAGAAAAUUCGGCGGCUUCGGUCCAUCCGGCUCUGGACCAUCGCCACCACCAAUGGGAGGAUGCGGCUGUGGGGGUUAAACUAUAAAACGUGAUCAAGAAACUUGGCAGUUGGGCAAUACCCGUUAAUCACCGCAGUCUUGUAUAUGUAUGUAGAUUGAUGUUAAGUUAGUAAGUGGUACUAUAUGUAAACUAUUCGGGUAUAUGUGCAACUGAUCGUUUUUUAUAUAUGACUGAGGCGGUUAAAGGGUUAAAGGUAAGAUUUGAUAAUAAUAGGUAAGAAAUUUCCCGUGGAAUAUUUCGAGAAAUUUGAUCUGUCGAUGAUCUGAAUAAAAUCACCACCAUCUGCCAAGUUUCAACAUUUCAAGUUAUUUUUUUUCUCAAGGAGUUGGCUCGCUUUAUUUAACAACAAUCUUCCUGCAUUUGAAGGCGAAUAAAGUUCAAUAAAUUUAUUGUAUUAAUAACAAUCAUUAUUAUCAAUUACAUUCAAAUAAAAUUAUAGGAAUAGCUUGACUUUUGCAUUGAAUAUUAAAAAAAUAAUAAUAAUAUUAUGAACAGAAUUAUUUUUUUAUAAAUGAUAUUUUAACUAAACCAUUCAUUUAUAUGUUCGCACAUGCUAAUCGCUGGAAUUACUAGACACAUUUUUAAUGAAUAUUGUUUUUUUUUUAUUAAUUGGAAUUGAUUAAAAUUGGUGCAAUAAUUUUCUUUCUCAGUAUAUUUCAUAUAUCUCGGUAUGUUACUUUAAUUCAUUAUAUGUAGUUAAUAAAUUAAUAAAUAUACAAAGAUCUUGCAACGUUAAAUAAUAUUACUUUAGUGUUUUUAUUGUUUUGCAUUCGUUUAAUGAUUAAUUUAUCCGUCUAAUACUGAAAGUCAGUCUGAAAUAAAAUAUUGACAUUGAUUUAAUUUUAUUAAUAUUAAAUAUUUUAUUAUUGAACUUAUUUUCGUAAAUAUUUUACUAUAAAUAGAAUUUAAUAGUAAUCUUAGCUACUCUUAAUAAAGCUUUUUAUUUCGUAAUAUAAGUUACCUAUUGUAAAUAAGGUUAAGUAGAUAUAAAUGUUAACUGUUACUUAAAAUUAUUAAUAUUUUUUCAUUAAAUAAUGUUUCAUUUAAUCAAUGUGUAUUUGGCGUGCCAACUCCAAGCCAUUGUGAUCUAAAAAAUUAAUAUUAAUAUAACAUUAAAAUACACUGUAAAAAUAAAUAAUGAUAUUUUGGCCCUA